AUGGAUGAAGACUUGGAAUCACUUAAACGAAAAAUUAAAGAAAAAGGUGAAACUGUUCGAGCUUUGAAAGCACAAAAGGCUGAUAAAUCUUUUGUGGAUGUAGAAGUUGCUGCUUUAUUGAAACUUAAAAAUCAAUUGACUUGUAUUACUGGAGAAGAUAGUAGUAGCAAGAGUAAAACUAAAAUCACGCUAAAAACACCAAAGGGAACGCGUGACUAUAAUGAAAAAGAAAUGGCCAUUCGUGAACAAGUCUUUUCGACUAUAAUUUCUGUAUUUAAAAGGCAUGGUGGUGUCACUAUAGAUACUCCAGUAUUUGAAUUGAAAGAAAUUCUUGCCGGAAAAUAUGGAGAAGAAAGCAAACUAAUUUAUGAUCUUGAAGAUCAAGGUGGAGAGAAAUGUUCAUUAAGAUAUGAUCUGACCGUGCCAUUUGCGAGAUUUUUGGCGAUGAAUGGAAGCCAAUAUCCAAAUAUCAAACGGUACCAAAUUGCUAAAGAUUUUGAUGUUGCUGGCUCUUACGAUCCUAUGGUACCUGAUUCCGAAGUUAUCAAAAUUAUGUCUGAAUGUUUGACAGAACUUGAGAUUGUAUGUGGUGUACCAGAUGAAAAGAUCAGACCUAUAUCUUCAGCUGUCGAUAAAUUAGACAAGACACCUUGGGAAGAUGUCAGAAAGGAAAUGACAGAGGAGAAAGGUUUAGAUCCUAUUGUUGCUGACCAGAUAGGAGAAUACGUUAAAUUUAAAGGUGGUAAAGAAUUAUUGGACAGAUUGUUCCAAGAUCAGAGAUUACUCGCCAAUGCAAAUGCUAAAGCCGGUUUGAAUGAUAUGAUCCUCCUUUUCCAAUAUCUGGAAGUUUUCGAAGUUCUGGACAAGAUUUCAUUUGACCUAAGCCUUGCUAGAGGUUUAGAUUAUUAUACUGGAAUUAUUUACGAAGCCGUCACUGAACUUUCCGGUCCUCCAACGCUCGAGGAUGGCACAAAAGUUACAAGAAAAAUAAAGAAAGACACAAAUGAGUUUGAUGAAACAACUGUUGGUGUGGGAUCCAUUGCAGCUGGAGGUCGUUAUGAUAAUCUUGUUGGCAUGUUCGCGAAUAGUAAAAAAGGCAAUAUUCCUUGUGUUGGAGUUUCCAUUGGUGUAGAACGAGUUUUUUCCAUUUUGUUACAAAAAUAUCAACUUGAACAAGUUAAAUCAAAUGAGGUGGAAGUUUACGUUAUAGCAGUGGCUGAUGGUUUAUUAGAAGAUCGUAUGAAAAUAUGUGCAGAAUUAUGGAAUGCUGGUAUAAAGGCUGAAUUUAUGUAUAAAAUAAAACCAAAAUUACAACCUCAAUUUUCGGUGUGUGACCGUGAUCAAAUUCCAUUCGCUGUAAUUAUCGGAAAAGAUGAAUUAAAUUGCGGUCAAGUUAAAAUUAAAGACAUGAGAUCUAAAGAACAAAGUGGAGGUGCGGGUACUUCUGUAAAGAGAAGCGAUAUGAUUGCGGAAUUAAAAACUCGAUUAGGAAAAUUAUAG
Messenger RNA from Funneliformis geosporum, 1500 nucleotides. Lineage: Eukaryota; Fungi; Glomeromycota; Glomeromycetes; Glomerales; Glomeraceae. The record is from the annotation of a GenBank genome assembly.